UUUGAUUAAAAUAUCAUCCACAAGGAUCACUUCUCCAGUUUCCAGUAUUUCCAGCGUAUUCGGUCCAGCGGAAGAGUAAGCAUCGCACAUCAUACAAGGAACGCCUUCGCAAUCGCGCGCUUUUUUACAUCAUAUUCACACAACUGUGUCUGCUUCGUCUGCGAAGUAAAUGCUCGAAGCUCAUUACGUUACAUUGGAACUCGCAAGCUCUACACCGUACACUCCUUGUUGAAUAGUGUAACACAGCUUCAGACCACCACCUACUUUGGGAAUUUUACGCGUUGGUAUUGGAUUGGAAUUUCUCGAACCGUUAUUCUGAGAAUGUAGUCGUUGAUGACGGAGUGGCGGACGUCGUUUAGUGGAUUUCGUUUCGUUGUAUGUGCGCUCGAAACCUUGAAUAAUCUUAUAGCUAUUUCGCGUAUCAUAUCACAUUCGACUUAAAUGUAGUGUGCAAUAAUUUUUCUAACGUAAGUUGCGUUAAUGGUGAAUAAAAUCAUCGUCGCGAUAGACCCAAUGUUCGAAUAUUCGUUUGUGAAAGUGAAUAUGUGCUCGAUGUGUAUACGAAUUUGUGUUAUCAUGGGUGUAAACGACAAUAUGAUGAAGGCUAACAUGUUGUGUUCGAAGCAUUGUUUGCGGGGUUUUUGUUAACCGUACUUUUGAGUAUUGAUCGUGAUCGUGCUGGUGGUUUCAAUCAUGACUUCGGAUAUAUUAACCGUACAUGAUCGAACGGAGUUGAUCAAAUUGCUGAAAACGUUGAUUUUGAAAUCUGCGUACGUAAUCGUAGGUUCGCGAGAUGGUAUCAAAACGAACACAAAAUGUAAUCCUGAUACUUCUGGAUAUGGCACUUUCAACGUGGCCGUUCGUGAGAUAGCAGAAGUAGAACGAGAUGUGAAGAAAGUAAUGGGAUCGUUUCAAAGUGACCGAUGGUCGAUGUGUGUCGAAGUAUAUCUUAAAACCGUCGACGGUGACAUGAUGACAUUAGAAACGUGGAACAUAUCACUAGCUUCCGAUUACUUCGAUAAUUCUACCUCGUACGUCGUCUAUAACCGAUUGGGUAUCCUGUUGAGAUCCUUAUUAGCGAUCACUCGAGUAGUACCAGCGUACAGGUACUCUCGUAGACAGAGUCCCGAUUCGUACAAUAUUGGAUACAGAAUUUACCCCGGUGAACCGCAGUACAACUCGUUGGGUGAAAAAUGCCAACAGUUGAAAGUGGGCACUGUGACGACACCGAUGGGUACCGUGAACUUGGUGGUGCAUUAUCGUACAGUGAUGACGAUAUCGCCUCAGCCAUCCGGAAUAGAUACGUCCAUUAUGGUAAAAAGUGAUCAUUUUCGACCGGAUUUGAGUCCUAAACAUAAUCGCAAUCAAACCAGCGAUGAAAACAACACCUCGUUGAGCGACGAAUCCAGCUACAAAGUCGGCGCAUUCGUCGAGUCGAGACGAGAAUCACUAAUACCGUUGGAUUCGGAUCAACUUCUACCCGACGUACCCUUUGGCAGUCUGUUGAAUAACAACCGAACGAUAGCGGCUUCUCCGCCGCCUACAGCCACAGCAGCUCCAGUGACGCAGCAUCCCACGAACGAAGAUCGAGAUGCAACGACCACGAUCACCGCAGCUGCUCCGAAUACCGGAGGAGGUGUGAAUACGAACGUCGGCGUCGACGAAAAUGAACUAAGCAACAGAUUGAAAGCGAUCGAGACCAAUGAUAAAGAGGAUCCGAAUGCUAAUAACGUCGUCAGCACCCCAGUAGCCAAAUCUACGACGUCGUAUAACGACGAUUUCAUCGUCGUCGAUCUUGUGAAACCGCCAUUCGCCGAAUCGACCGGAAACAUCGAGCUGGGCACGUUUUACCAAGAAUGGAAAUCGGCGCCGCCUUUGCAAACGUGUCCGACCGAUCCGAAAGUUAUAGAUCAGGUUGGCGACUUGACGUCACAGCUGGCUACGUACGAAACCAGUCUAAAGGAAUUCGACAGCGUGGUGACGUCGUUAUGCAACGGCGGCGCCGACUGCGACGAAGACGAAGAAGAAGACGACGACGACGAAGCGAAUCGUACCCUUACACCGGCCACUUUUGUAACGUCAUCGCCAAAGGCCGUAACGACCGUGACGACCGUUCCGGUCACCAGCGAAACGAGCAGACCUAGACGAUUCAGCGAAAAUGCAACCACACCGCAGCAUUUCGUGUUUUGAGAGAUGAGAGAAUUUCCCAAACAGAAAAAAAAGGCCUACAGCCUGCGCCUGGUUUUGUCUUAAAGUCGAAAAUUUAUCAGAGUUCGAAUUCGCUUCGAUAGUGUAUAUUUUUUCGUAUGUUUUGGUUACCUGUGUUUUAUUUUCUUAUAUUUUUGUUCGUUUUGUGUGUGUUAGAUUCGCAUGUCGCGUUACUUUCCGGGCACCCGGUCGGCGAUCGGGUCAGAAAGAGCGUGUAAUCGAAAGCCUAAAAUAGACGAUUAGAAUGGGGCCGGAAUUCGUUCAACGACGAGGACGGAUUUUCGGAUUUUUCGGCGGAAAAAUAUUGAAAAAAGACUGAUUUUGAAGUAUUUUUUAAAUUAUUUACACUGUCCCUUUUCUUCCUUCUUCCAAACGAUGAAAGUACGUAUGUAUUUGGAGAAAACGAAUCGAGUGUGGUAGGAAAAUUGGUAGGGAACUCCCAAGUCGACAUCUGGAUCACGUGAUACGGACUUGGGAUCGUCAUCGUCGUACUAUAAAUUUGCGAAAAUUUUUAUACUCGAUUAUAGGAAAUUUUUCAAUAUCAAGAACGAGUGAUUUUUUUCCUUAUUUUUGGUACUGUAUUUUGUAAUAAUAUAGGCAAUUUUUACGGGUAUUUUUUUACAUUUAUGCUGGUCGCUUAGGUCGCGAGAUGUUAAUUUUUUUUCUAUUUAUCCAGUUUAUUUCUUUUUUUUUUGUUUUAGUCGUUAUUUUAUGUGUACUAUUUUUUUUUAUUUGCUGCGUUGCGUUUCAUCUUAUUUUUUUUCUAAGACGUUUGGCCAAAGAGUUGGUGGUGAGCUUUUGAUUUAUUUUUUUAAAUCGAUGUUGCGAACGCUUACGAAGCUGUGUAGACGAUGAAGUGGUGUUAGAGAAAGCGGAAUUGAGUGAGUUUUGAUUUUCGAGCAUGCGUAUUGAAAUGUAAAGCAGUAGCCAGUUUAGUUCUGUGAUACUUGAUAAUUUGAUAAUAAAACGAAUUUUUUUUUUUUUGUAAAACGAUGAAUUUUAAUAAUGAAAAAAAUGCGGAAAUAAUCGACGAGAAAGUGUUUUUUUUUUUAAAUUUUAUUUCAAAUUAAAAAUGGAAGAUGAAUUAAUUGUUACGUAUCGAUGUUUUUACUUUUUAAUUUUUUUCUCUCCUUUUUUCGUUCAUUCGUAUUUUGUUUAUUUUUAUCAUAAAUGUAUAAGUUGUACUACGCGUUAAUUUAUUAUCGAAAAAAAGGUACAGUGUGCCUUUUUUGACGAUCGAUCGUUCCUAAAGAGAUGUAAAUUUUUUGUACUCGAAUGGACACGUGUCAUCAUUUCAUAUGCGGCUUCGCAGCGCUUUCAUUAUCAUUGGAAUUAUUUUGUGAAUAUCCGCCUGAUACUUGUACUUGAAAAUGUGUUUUUUUUUUCUCUAUCUCUUCUUUCUCUGUUAUUUAUUAAUAUACGAUUUCGUAAUAUUAAAACAA
Molecule: messenger RNA, 3650 nt
Organism: Planococcus citri (citrus mealybug)
Lineage: Eukaryota; Metazoa; Arthropoda; Insecta; Hemiptera; Pseudococcidae
Gene: Atg13
Product: Autophagy-related 13
Exons: 7
Coding region: 694-2190 (498 amino acids)
Biological process (GO): protein localization to phagophore assembly site; piecemeal microautophagy of the nucleus; autophagosome assembly
Cellular component (GO): Atg1/ULK1 kinase complex; phagophore assembly site; cytosol
Source: RefSeq, a predicted model, not a curated record